This is a messenger RNA of Colletotrichum higginsianum IMI 349063, 1119 nucleotides long. RefSeq lists its product as uncharacterized. The transcript is spliced from 2 exons. Gene Ontology annotation, molecular function: protein-L-histidine N-tele-methyltransferase activity. Bases 1 to 1119 code for a protein of 372 amino acids. Gene Ontology annotation, biological process: peptidyl-histidine methylation, to form tele-methylhistidine. Lineage: Eukaryota; Fungi; Ascomycota; Sordariomycetes; Glomerellales; Glomerellaceae. The record is from RefSeq and is a predicted model, not a curated record.
AUGGCAUCCUCAGCAUUUUCCUUCGGCUUCGGCGGCGAUGACAUAGAGGGCGACUCUGUCCCGGUCGCCGAGGCCCCCGCGUCUGUCCCGGGGCCCGAGACCCCGCCGUCUGCUGCAGCCAGCGCCUUCCCGGUACCGGGCAAACCCCAGCUACCGCCCACCAGUCACGCCCUGCAGGAUAUGCUCGCGAGACUGCCCUCCAAGGUCGCCUUCAGCACUCUGGAUAUUACCCUUGACGACGGAAGUGUCAUCCGCAUUCCGCGUCGAGAACUUUGGGACGUGCGAGUGCAGCUCAUGGCAGAGGAUGAGGCCGCCAGCGAGGGCCCCGAAGCCGAGGGACUCGGCAGCCACGACGUCAAGACAGGCGUUUAUGAGGGCGGUUUUAAGAGUUGGGAGAGUAGCGUUGAUCUGGUCAAGGUGCUCGCCAGCGGCCCAUAUAUCGAAUCGUUGAAGCAACGGCCUCUCCGAGUGAUCGAGCUUGGAUGCGGCACAGCACUCCCUUCUCUGGCCCUAAUGCAGUGGGCCAUAAGGGAUUCGGCGCCAAGAUCGCCGCUUCUGCUCACUCUCGCCGACUACAACCCAACGGUUCUGCAGUUGGUGACACUGCCCAACUUCAUCCUCGCUUGGGCUCUUGAACACAGAGGCCAAAGCCCUGUUUUACACGAGGCGUUUGCGCUCGAGGACGAACUCGAAUUCACGCCCGAGGUGUUGCGGCUGUUCCAGGACUUCCUUGCCUCUUCUCAAAUUUCUCUCAACUUCCUUUCUGGUGGUUGGUCAGCCGAGUUGGUCAAUCUCCUGUAUGAGACUCAGUCCAAGCUGGACAAGUCCGACAGCUUCGAUACCCUGCUUUUAGGAGCCGAAACCAUAUACUCGCCAUUCGCGCUGGAGGCCUUCAAUGAGAUGGUCUUCGCCCUCCUCAGCAAGGAGCAGAGCGAGCGCAGCAACUGCCAGUCGCAGGCGCUGGUCGGAGCAAAGAGGCUCUACUUUGGAGUGGGAGGUUCGCUCGAUGAUUUCGUCGACAAGGCCCGGGGAAAGGGCGCGACAGUGGUCCAGGUCAGAGAGGAGGCUGAGGGCGUCCGGCGAGGAGUCGUCUGCUGCACAUUGAACGCAUCCCAUUGA